Molecule: messenger RNA, 839 nt
Organism: Rhagoletis pomonella (apple maggot)
Lineage: Eukaryota; Metazoa; Arthropoda; Insecta; Diptera; Tephritidae
Exons: 4
Coding region: 58-636 (192 amino acids)
Source: RefSeq, a predicted model, not a curated record
GGAAUGAACUAGCCGGGAAUAUUUGGAAUUGGGCUGAUUAUUAAGUACAAAUGGGAAAUGUCAUUCGGAAAUGAGUUUCAAUAUUACAAAGUGUACCAAUACUACAGUAAAAGCCCAAGAGUGGUAUUUCAAUUAGCGCUCAGCUCAGAUGGUCGUUACACUCCCGACGAAGGCAGAUAUCAUCACCAUGACACACCAUCAAUUGAGACCACUUAUCUCUACCCACAAAUACACGGACGAUUAACUGAUACAUCUCCAUCAAAGACAGCCUAUCCAACAUACAGACAGCUGCAAUUGCAUAACUCUCAACUCAAUCAAGUCAAAUUUCAAGCUAAAAAGAAAACACAAUACCUGGGCAUAACACCAAGUCUGAACAAAGGCGAAAGCACUUCAUUUAGGACACAAUCAUACCAGAAUUUCAACUUAAUCAACACACCAUUAGCGCCAUCAGUUUCUACAGCGGCGGUAGCGCCCAGAGGGAGCGGCAGCAAAGUGGACUAUUAUGUGCCCAACGUGAGCUCUUCUGCACAACUAUUCAGCGAGUUUGAUGAGCUCUUUAACAACUUCAAUUUGCAUGAAAAGCAGGCGACCAUCAAUGGCGAAGGAGCAUUUUUCAGCUCCAAACAUAAAAUCUAAGAGUUGUAUACCGCAGCAUUAUGUGUACAAUGAUUAAAGUAUACUCGUGUGUACAUUCACACAUAUGUACAAGCAAAUUAGCCGAUACUUAACUAAUAGUUUGGCUAUUAUAACAACUUAUAAUUAUUUGUGUAAUUUGUACAAUAAUAAAUUACUUUUAUAGAUUAAUGAUUAUAUCCCAUGCUAAAAUUAAUGGAAUAAUU